Molecule: messenger RNA, 363 nt
Organism: Iphiclides podalirius (scarce swallowtail)
Lineage: Eukaryota; Metazoa; Arthropoda; Insecta; Lepidoptera; Papilionidae
Source: the annotation of a GenBank genome assembly
AUGGACGAACACACCUGGACCUCACGCAGCAAGUCCAGUUCGAACAGACGAACAGACGAACUGGACCUGCCGCGCAUCACUCUUGCCGGGACAUUUGCGAGGAAUAGGUCUGGUAUAGCCCACGAAACGGAGGAGUGGCAGAAAGAGAAGGAGGCCUUUGCCCAACACUCAGCAUAUAGCUGCCCCGGAAGUCAAAACCGCAACACGGUGCUCAUUUUCGUUGACGACCUUCGUGUAGACCCUUCUGUAACCGAACGCAUCAACAAACAAACAAAGGAGCGUGAUCGCUCAAAGCCCGCAGAGAAGCUCGUCUUCGCGUCCUCAAAACGCUUCAGUCGUCGCGGGAUCGGCUUGUGUCGCAUC